Messenger RNA from Toxotes jaculatrix (banded archerfish), 2458 nucleotides. Its product is annotated as piggyBac transposable element-derived protein 4-like. The transcript is spliced from 2 exons. The record is from RefSeq and is a predicted model, not a curated record. NCBI's taxonomy places the organism in Eukaryota, Metazoa, Chordata, Actinopteri, Toxotidae. Bases 346 to 2145 code for a protein of 599 amino acids.
ACUCAUAUUUUACUACAUCCAAGUUCCUUUUUUUUAUAUUUUUAGUCACACUGUGUUCAUCAUUUUCUUUGAUUCAGGUAUUUGAUGUGAAAAGAUAAAGAAUUUUGCAAAAUUUGUCUUAUCAACAUGACCUUUGACCAUGUUUACAUCAUAAUAAUAAAAAUUUGGGAACCAAGCACCAAAUCCCUGCAGAGCAGAGUGUAAACAAGGCCGCCAUGUGCCUGAGUUAGUUAAUGCACGUGCACCUGCAGGUGGCCCUGGCAAGUUAUAAAUUUAGCCAGGACCAGAACUGUCUACCCGUCUGCAAACAUGGAGUGACGUGUCUGCCUGGAGCAAGCCAUAAAAAUGGUCACUGCCCCUGUCGCAGCUCCCAGACCAGCUCUCCGUGGCCGGAGAGGCCGUCCCACACAGUGCCCAGCACGGACUUCCCGAUCUGUACGCUCCGGCCCCUCUGGGCGCCCCACGACUCCGCAGCGACCAACCCCCGCCGCCACUGUGUCCUCCCCCUCAACGUCCAGGUCUCUCUCCUCUGCGGAAGAUGACGCUAACUCGGUUUCCGAUGGGGAAUGGGAGCCCCCCCCGCAGGCUGAUUCCAGCUCUGCCUCUGACAGCAGCUCCUCGGAGUCAGAGGUCACCGGUGAUACAGCUGAGGAGAACGAGAAAUGGCAGUCAAAGAACGGAAUGAUUUCCUGGGAACCCACUGAGGCUAACACUCUGCGCUACAUACCAGGUGCCUGUCUGCGUGAGGGGCCAACCGCAUACGCCAUCCGCCGCAUCAGUGAUAUCCAGUCGUGCAUGGAUUUGUUCAUUACGGAGGAUAUAGCCCAGCAGGUGUUGAAAUAUACAAAUCUCCACGGCCGGCGUACCAAUGGUGAUGGCUUUGUAGAGAUAACCAUGAUGGAGCUGAGAGCUUUCUUCGGCCUGCUGAUUUUGGCUGGGGUGUACCGGUCACGGGACGAAUCUACACACAGCCUGUGGUCAGAAGGUACGGGACGUGCCAUCUUCCCAGCCACUAUGCCUCGCAAAAACUUUGAAAAGAUAGUCUCAACGAUUCGCUUCAACGACAAGCUGACUAGAUCGAGACGGCUGAAGGACAGCAAGAUGGCGGCUAUUUGGGUGGUAUGGGAGAAGUGGGCACCACGGCUCCAGCUGAUGUACAACCCUGGAGUCGACAUCUGUGUGGAUGAGCAGCUGGUGCCGUUCAGGGGUCACUGCCGCUUUCGCCAGUACAUCCCCAACAAACCUGCCCGCUAUGGCAUGAAGAUUUGGGUUGCCUGCGAUGCCCGGACCUCAUAUGCCUGGAAGAUGUUGGUGUACACGGGGAAGCAAGAUGGAGCCUCCCCAGAGGUAAACCAAGGCAAAAGGGUUGUGUUGGAGCUGUUGGAGGGACUGGAGGGUCACACUGUGACAUGUGACAAUUUCUUCACGUCGUAUGCUCUUGGGGAAGAGCUCCUGAAAAGAAAGAUUGCCAUGGUGGGAACCAUAAGGAAAAACAAGCCGGAGCUGCCCCCAAAGCUGCUGGAGGUGAGGAAGCGGGCCAUUCUCUCCUCCAUGUUCGCUUUCUCCAGUACCCACACCUUAGUGUCCUACGUUCCCAAGCGGGGGAAAAAUGUCCUCCUGCUGAGCACGAAACACCGGGAGCCCGCCAUCAGUAAUGAACCCCACCGAAAGCCCAUGAUCAUCUUGGACUACAACAGAAACAAAGGCGGCGUCGAUAAUCUUGAUAAGGUUACUGGGACCUACAGCUGCCGGCGCAGGACCCAGAGGUGGCCGCUGAAGAUGUUCUACAACAUGCUGGAUGUUUCGGCGUACAAUGCUUUUGUUCUAUGGAGGUGUGUUAAUCCACAGUGGAAGGAGAGCGAUACCCACAGGCGGCGCUUGUUUUUGGAGGAGCUGGGGAAAGCCAUGGUGACCCCGCUAAUGCAGCAGCGGCAACGGCUACCCCGAAAUCCAAGCGCCGUUGCUCUUGUGGAUGCAGCUCGGGCAGGAGAGCAACCCGAGGAGGGCGACGGCCCACCAGCAAUGGCCGGGACAAGGCGACAGUGCCGUUUUUGCAGCAAGAGGAUCCGCAACACCUGCUGCAAAUGUGGACAGCACAUCUGCAGAGCCCACACCUUCAUGCUCUGCAGCACCUGCUGCCCCUGAGACUCAGACUGAGCAGUAUUGAUAGUUACCUCUUAGUGCUUCUAGUUCAGUUUAUCUCAUUCAUUUGUUGCUGCUAUGUCUGUUUUUAUAAAUUAGUUUUUUUUAUUUACGUCUGAAAUAAAUGUCAUUUUAGAGUUAAAAAUAUAACAUUUGUGCGUCAUGUUUGAUUGCUGUACAUGAUGAGGACUGGAGGUACUGAUCUAAAAGGUUCUUAAGAGGGAAAAGUGUGAUUCUUAUGUGUGUGUGUGUGUGUGUGUGUUUUGUCUCCAAGGCGUCACCAGCCGUUGGCACACCAAGAAGCUUCCUCGCAAAA